AUGUUUACGAGGGCUGCAUCAAAAGGGUUUGUCCUAAAGAAGCGUUCGAAGAGUGCUCAAGACGAUCAACUGAUCGGGAUGUCCCCUCCCAAACGGAAGCGAUCUGGUUGCGAAUUAAAAAGCCGAAGCCUGAAUGAUCUAUCUGAUCCUCCGACUUCCGAUUUUAUAAGCUCUGAGUGUGCCUCAGAAGAUCCUGCUUCUGCUGUUUUUCACGAAUGUCUAAUUGAGCCGGACAGCGAGAUGAAGCGCGUGGAAGAUGAUGCGGAGGUGCGUCACUCGGGCAAACCAGAAUCGGAGACCGUUACUGGAGGCCUCCCGAAAAAGAUCCCUGAGGAUCCCCCUUUGGAGAAAGAAGAUCCCAAGGGUCUGUCCGUUGCGGCUGUGUUUCAACAAAAGCUCUUAAGGUCCGGACUUGGUCACUUUAUGGCAUCAACCACCGACUCCUAG
Lactuca virosa is the source of this 447-nucleotide messenger RNA. NCBI's taxonomy places the organism in Eukaryota, Viridiplantae, Streptophyta, Magnoliopsida, Asterales, Asteraceae. The record is from the annotation of a GenBank genome assembly.